AGAUAAUGGCCUAUUAGCUUCACAAUCUCUUCGUACGGCCCCGCAGGAGACUUAGCAGCGUAAUGUGCUUGUUAUUGACUUCGAAAACAAAAUGCAUCCACAGGAUCGAACUCAACUGUGAAACGCCCAUUUAAAAACAGUCUCCCAGCUGACUUUCUCAGUAGACACAUUUGCCACGUCUUCACCGCCCUUGCCGGCCUUUUAUCAAUCACUUCACCUCUGUAAAUCGGGACUUUACUUAUUCAGGCCUCUGGGUGUGCUAUUCAUUCACCAUUGUGAUAUCUUGGAGUAUUUCAUCAUGGAGAAACAACUAGAGGAGGAGAAAAAGAAGACGUACAAAGGAAUCCGAAAGAGGAGCUGGGGAAAAUGGGUGUCGGAAAUUCGGGAGCCCAAAAAGAGGUCGAGGAUUUGGCUGGGCUCAUAUUACACACCAGAAGCAGCCGCUCGAGCCUACGAUACAGCGCUCAUUUGCUUGCGUGGUCCCACUGCGCGCCUUAAUUUUCCGGACUCGCUUAAUAAUAUUUCAAAUGUGGGUCUCGCGCUCUCGCCCAAAUCCGUUCAAAAGGCCGCACUCGCUGCAGGCUCUGCCCACGACGUCGACCCUGCCAAAAAAAAUCCUUCCUCGUCACGACGUCCUGAGGUCGAAUCCCAGCCAGGCCUACAACCCUCUGGUUCUUCGAAUUCAGUUGUGAAAACAGAAGGCGCUCAAGCUGCUGAAUUGGUGCCCGAAACCGAGUCUAAAAGUGCCAAUUUUGUGCAUAACGAAUGGGCGCGUUUUUCUUCUCAUGAUACCAACAUACAGAGUGAUAUUUUUCAGAAAUCUGUUGGUUUAUCAACUGGAAAUUAUGGCGCGCAUGAUGAAGAUGAGGAGCAUGUCUUUGGUCUGCUUGGAGGCGAUCUGUGGAGCUAAAUUUGUUACUGUUCACUGCUAAUUUACUCUGAUACGUUUUUACCUUUGAUAUUUUCAUAUUGGGCAUUGUUUCUGAUUGAAUAAAAAGAUUUCUCCUGUUGUUUCUGAUCUAUA
Molecule: messenger RNA, 1024 nt
Organism: Cryptomeria japonica (Japanese cedar)
Lineage: Eukaryota; Viridiplantae; Streptophyta; Pinopsida; Cupressales; Cupressaceae
Product: ethylene-responsive transcription factor RAP2-9
Exons: 1
Coding region: 299-910 (203 amino acids)
Biological process (GO): regulation of DNA-templated transcription
Molecular function (GO): DNA-binding transcription factor activity; DNA binding
Source: RefSeq, a predicted model, not a curated record